AUGGGGUGGUCCGCGGGGCUGUGGUGGCUCGUGGCGGCGGUGUCGGUGGCGGCGGCGGCGGCGGCGGCGGAGGGUGAGGUCGCGGCCGUCGCGGCGGCGCCGAGGCGGCACGCGUACGCGUCCAUGAUGUACAUGGGCACGCCACGGGACUACGAGUUCUACGUCGCCACGCGCGUCAUGAUGCGGUCCCUGCGCCGGCUCAGCGCCGACGCCGACCGCGUCGUGAUCGCGUCCCUCGACGUCCCGCCGCUCUGGGUCCAGGCGCUGAAAGAUGAUGGUGUAAAGGUGGUCUCUGUGGAGAAUUUGAAAAAUCCUUACGAGAAACAAGAAAAUUUCAACAUGCGAUUCAAGUUGACUUUAAACAAGCUGUAUGCAUGGAGCUUGCCCUCAAUGGACGUUUUUAAGAACAUGCUACAUGAGCUAGCGGUUGGACGUGAAAACCCAGAUGGUGCAGACCAAGGCUUCCUUGCUAGUUAUUUCCCAGACUUGCUUGAUCAGCCAAUGUUCCAUCCACCAGCUAAUGGUACAAAACUUCAGGGUACUUAUCGCCUCCCUCUAGGCUACCAGAUGGACGCGUCUUACUAUUGUGAGUGCUUGUACCAGUAUGAUUAUUCCACAUUCUCAAACAUUCUGUUGGUCCAGACUAACAGACUAGACUUUCAGAUCUGA
Molecule: messenger RNA, 669 nt
Organism: Miscanthus lutarioriparius
Lineage: Eukaryota; Viridiplantae; Streptophyta; Magnoliopsida; Poales; Poaceae
Source: the annotation of a GenBank genome assembly